CCCAGAUAACCUUCCUAUGACUCCUCCUAUAUAAAUAUAAUAAAUCCCUCUCGUACGUACACGAUCGUCCUGCUCGCUUUUCAGCUCUAUAAUCCUCACUCCCCAGCGGCCAAUAUCAACACCACAGACAACAUGCCUACCUCCACCCUCUCCCCGGAUCAACGACCCCCUUACCCGCCCUUCACUCUCGAGACUGCGAAGCAGAAAGUUAAAGCCGCGCAGGCAGCGUGGAACACAAAAGACCCAAAGCGCGUCGCCCUCGCCUACACACCCGACACCAUCUGGCGUAACCGCGACCGCUUCCUCCAAGGCCGCGAGGAGAUCGAAGCCUUCCUGACCCACAAAUGGUUCGUCGAGAGCGGGUAUAGGUUAAGGAAGGAACUAUUUGCUUUUUCGGGGAAUAAGAUUGCAGUACAGUUCUGGUAUGAGCAUCAUGACACCUCUGGGCAGUGGUUCCGCACCUACGGCCUAGAAGACUGGACGUUCGCACCUGAUGGACGCAUGGAGAAGCGCAUGAUGAGCGCGAACGACGUGGCCAUCACAGAGGAGGAGAGGUGGUUUAAAGAUGGAGUUGAUGUGGAUAGUGUUGAGAUUAGUGCGAAGCAUUGGUAGAUCCACUGUGGGCUGGAAUCAGAAGUGCGAAGAGAGCAGACUGUGGGUAAAAAAAUGGGAACUGGAAAAGGAAGUCGACUUUGAGUAUGGCUGCGGAAAAGGGGGGGGAAUCUACAGUACUUCUUUGUUCCAAUAAUGGUAUAUACUCAAAUCAAAGGCCCUCGCUAUACGGAUACGGCUCAGAUCAUCUCAUCGUGGCUUGCUGAACAACAAACCAAUGCAGGUCCCAUGUCUUACGUGGCUCACUAAGCCCCCGACUUAGCCAGGGAAAAUGGG
Molecule: messenger RNA, 888 nt
Organism: Pseudogymnoascus verrucosus
Lineage: Eukaryota; Fungi; Ascomycota; Leotiomycetes; Thelebolales; Thelebolaceae
Exons: 3
Coding region: 133-612 (159 amino acids)
Source: RefSeq, a predicted model, not a curated record